Molecule: messenger RNA, 3471 nt
Organism: Neurospora tetraspora
Lineage: Eukaryota; Fungi; Ascomycota; Sordariomycetes; Sordariales; Sordariaceae
Exons: 4
Coding region: 1-3471 (1156 amino acids)
Source: RefSeq, a predicted model, not a curated record
AUGCCGCCAUACGAUGCUCACUGCCCCUGGGACUCAGAUGAUGGAAAUACCGGAAGCGAGUAUUCGGAUACCAGUGAGCACCACACGAUUCCUUACAUAAAGAUUGAACCCGAGGAUGAGGGCUCACCCGAUAGCCUGAGCGAUUCCAGCAGUUCUUCCGACUCGGAGGAUGAGAACAAUCAACCUCAAGUCAGGAUCGCCCAAUUGUUUAAGGGAAAAGCACGCACAAGGAGCAAAUCGUCUGUGCCAGAGAUAGGAACCGACGAGUCUGAGGUAUCAAAUCAGCUGCGGCGUGAGAACCUCGAACUCCGCAAUGAGCUUUCCAAAUUGCAACAACAGAUCAAAGGGGUGACCCAGGAUCGACACGAUGCAGAAACUUAUGCGAACGGCAAGAGGGACCAGGAGACGGGAACGGCCAGCCAGAUCCGCGAAUUAAGUCUAAAAGCCACACUUGAGGCGAGGGAACAACAGCAUCAACAGCAAGUUCGCCAACUAACCAAACAGCUGGAGAAAAAAGAAGACCAAUAUGUGGCACAACUACGAGAAUUGCGCUUGAACAACCGUCUCGCACCUGGCGUCAGCCAAUCUGUGUCUUCAUCACACGACUGCACGCCAGUUAGAGAGGAAUCAUCCAAUGGGCAACAAGCAAAGGAUGACAAGAUUCAAGAGGCAGAGUCAGACAGAGAGAUUGGCAGGUUGAACGCUUUGUUUCAGGCGAAAGAAAAGCAGUAUCAACAGCAGCUGCGCCAACUGACCAAGCAAUUGGAACAAAAGGAAGACCAAUAUGUAGCGCGACUACGAGAACUGCGCUUGAGCAACAACCUCGCGCCUGACAUCAACAAACUGAGGGCAGAUUUGGCCGCGGAAUACCAGGCCAAGGAAAACGCGUACAUAGAGAGGAUCAGACAGCUGUCUAUUGAACACGCAGCCAAAGAAGACCAAUUAAAGAGCGGGCUCGGGGCUUUGUCUUCUGCCUUGCAUAGGGAGGAGUUUCAACAUCAGAAGCUUAUCAACCGGUUGAAAGCCGAAAGGCAGAAGGUUCAAGAAAGGUGCAACAAUCUUCAAGCCGAACUCGACGGUGCGAUCACCAGUUUCUCAAAAGAGGUAUCGGAACUCAAGUCCAGGGAUCCGUUUGAGCCAGUCCGCAAAUCCGACGCGGAGAUUCAGGCGAGCUGGAAGGACCUGGCCAUCCGGGUCCGGCAGUUUGUUCAGACACAUUGCCUCGCCGUCAUUCCGCAUGCCACCGCGCAGGAGCUUUAUAAGAAGAAACUCCUUCCAGGCAUCCAAACAAUAUGCGCAGAUCCGCCAGCUGUCUUGGUAAACCCUCAGCUUUGUUCUUCCCUGUUGCAGGGCUUGAUCUGGGAAGUGCUCUGGACGUUCGUGUUCAGCAGCCGAGCUGAAGGAUGGGCAGGAAAAACGGGACAGGACUUUGGCGAAGCCUACGAGAGAGCCUCAGCACACGUCUCAAGCCUCCCCAAAGAUGUCAACUGGGCAUCGACAGUCGCCGCGCUCCACUCCUGGAAAGCCCGUUCCUUCGCGUUCCUCAAACAACUCCGACCCAUCUUCCACGCCGACAUCGCCGCCCUUACUUACUUCCUUGCCUCCCUCCUCGAUCCCAUCACCACCCCAACCGCCAUGGUCCGAUCUGGAUCCGGAUCGGCAUCCGACAGCCAACAACCACACCCCAUUAACUAUCACCAUCAACAACAGCCCCCUCCCCCACCCCACACCUACCCCUCCCUCCGCCUCCUCACCGAUCUCGAAGCCCUGCUCACCAUCGCCCUCUCCCUCGACAAUACCUUCCGCCUCUCCCUCGCCAACUACACCAUAACCUUCAAAGACCCCGCCCAAUCCUUCUUCCGCCCUUCCAUGAUGGAACUCAACCCCAUCGGCUUCGCCUCCUUCAACGCGGCCACCUCCUCCCAACGAGACUCCGUCAGCCUCAACGACGCCAGCGUCAACGCCAAAGCCAUCGCCGAUUCGCUCAAAGUUGACUUCGCCGUCAGCCCCGGACUACUGAGGUCGGGGGAUUGGAGGGAAGGGGGGGAUUAUCAUUUGGAAGUUGUUGUGGCGAAGUUGGUGGUUGUUUGUAAUGCUGAGAGGGUUUUGUGUCAGUUGAGUGAACCGGUCCCUGCAGCAGGGCCUGGGCAGGAGUUGGCUUGGUUGGAGAGGCAGAGGGCGAGAGGGGUGCAGGUGGACGAGCAGAGGUUGGAGAAGGCGAGGCUGGGGUUGGGGACGGGGGUGAAUGAGGGCGUGAGGACGCAGAGGGAGUUGAUGAGCAAGUGGCGGAUUCCGAUGCCACCGCCGGUGCCGGUGCCGGAGAGGCCGGGGCCUUUGGGUUUGGUGGGGGUUCCUGGUGCUGGGGCUGGGCCGGCUGGUCAUCUGACGAUUCAGCCUGGUGGUGGUCAUGUUGGCGGCAACGCACCUCACCGACCUUAUGUUCGUACCUACGAAUUCACCCACAACCAUAACAGUUCAGGCCGUCCACAUCUCGAGCUGAUAUCCCAUUUCCACAACACCUCCCCGGCUACGUACAAUUACAAACCCUCCACCUACAACCCCCACAGCAACAACAACACCCUUCCUAACGAACCCAGUCAUUUUGGCAACAGCAUCAACAACUCCUAUAACACAGCAGCGAAAAUAAGACGAGUACUCCACCACGGCACUCGCCGAAACCCCGGGGAUCCAGUUAGGAACGGUUCCGAAGCCACCGAUGAUAACGAUAGCGAUAAUGACUACACCGAUGAGCCCACCGCCGAGACGAGCGCGGUGACUACUAGAGGGGCGAAGAGAAAGCGAAUUCAGCUUUUGAGGGACGGGGUGGCGGCUAUAACAGCGGCGGGGAGAGGAACACCGGAGCCAGAAUCGGCGCAAGAAGUACCGACAACAACAGAAGCAGCAACGAUGUCGACCAGCGUGGCCAACGGGACCAUCACGGAUGCCAACAACAAACUUUUUCCCAAUCUGAACAACCAAAAAGCAGUCGUCGUUUUGGAGGAUAGUGACGACCCUCCUCCUACCUCUAGGACCGAGAAGGGCAAUAAUGAUAUCGUUCCAGAGAAGCAGCACACCUCCAACAACGUUACUUCUUCAAAGAUGCCGAGGGAUACCAGUCCCCUCUCGGAGCUAAACGACGACGUAAUCGCCACCUUGCAAAACGACAACCCCCUUUCCACAGAAAGGAGCACCAAAAGUGUUGCCCUACUAGACGACCAACCCGAACCCGACGAGGCCACCAUCCCAUCAUCAUCACCUCUCCUCGACCCCUUUGCCUCGGAAGGAGAGAGUGAAGAAGAUGAAGUUUUCUUUCAACAAAUCUCAGAGGUCUCAAAAGACGAAGAAAAGCGGAAGGAGGACAAGAGUGACAAGAGUAAGAGUGCAAACAAUCAUAAUAAUGUCCUGACGAAUGAUGAAACCGACGAGGGGGAGAGGGAGAGGGAGAGGGAGACCGAGGAAGGAGAGCUAUAG